Messenger RNA from Elephantulus edwardii (Cape elephant shrew), 2205 nucleotides. It is a transcript of the gene KLHL20, whose product is annotated as kelch-like family member 20. The coding region runs from base 132 to 1961 and encodes 609 amino acids. NCBI's taxonomy places the organism in Eukaryota, Metazoa, Chordata, Mammalia, Macroscelidea, Macroscelididae. Gene Ontology annotation, molecular function: protein binding. The transcript has 12 exons. The record is from RefSeq and is a predicted model, not a curated record.
GCCAGCGCAGUUUAAGGAGGAGGCGGGGGAAGCGGCGGGAGGAGUGGGUGGCAGGCAAGGCUGCGGGCAUAGAAGAAAGUGUCGGAGCCGGUUCGGCUUUAGAGUGUGGUGAAGGAUACGGUUCAUGGUGCAUGGAAGGAAAGCCAAUGCGCAGGUGUACCAACAUUCGACCAGGAGAGACUGGAAUGGAUGUAACAAGCCGAUGCACCCUUGGAGACCCCAACAAGCUGCCAGAAGGGGUUCCCCAACCUGCCCGUAUGCCCUACAUCUCAGACAAGCACCCUCGACAGACCCUGGAAGUAAUUAACCUUCUGAGAAAGCACCGGGAGCUAUGCGAUGUGGUGUUAGUUGUGGGUGCUAAGAAGAUAUAUGCACAUCGUGUCAUUUUGUCAGCCUGUAGUCCAUACUUCAGAGCUAUGUUUACAGGAGAAUUGGCAGAGAGCCGUCAGACAGAAGUGGUGAUACGAGACAUAGAUGAAAGAGCCAUGGAGCUACUGAUUGACUUUGCGUAUACCUCCCAGAUAACUGUGGAAGAGGGCAAUGUUCAGACUCUUCUGCCAGCUGCUUGUCUGCUUCAGCUGGCAGAAAUACAGGAAGCCUGCUGUGAAUUCUUAAAGAGACAAUUAGAUCCUUCUAACUGCCUUGGCAUUCGGGCUUUUGCUGACACACAUUCAUGUCGUGAGUUGCUAAGGAUAGCAGACAAAUUUACCCAGCAUAACUUUCAAGAGGUGAUGGAAAGUGAAGAGUUCAUGUUGCUUCCAGCCAAUCAACUCAUUGAUAUAAUAUCUAGUGAUGAACUGAACGUUCGUAGUGAAGAACAGGUAUUUAAUGCAGUGAUGGCUUGGGUCAAAUACAGUAUUCAAGAAAGACGUCCUCAGCUACCCCAGGUGCUACAACAUGUUCGUCUGCCUUUGCUUAGUCCCAAGUUCCUGGUGGGUACAGUAGGCUCAGACCCCCUCAUCAAAAGUGAUGAAGAAUGCAGAGACUUAGUAGAUGAGGCUAAAAACUACCUUCUAUUGCCUCAAGAACGGCCACUAAUGCAGGGACCAAGGACAAGACCACGUAAACCUAUUCGAUGUGGAGAAGUGCUCUUUGCAGUUGGUGGUUGGUGCAGUGGCGAUGCCAUUUCCAGUGUUGAACGAUAUGAUCCACAGACCAACGAAUGGCGAAUGGUAGCUUCAAUGAGCAAAAGGAGAUGUGGUGUUGGGGUCAGUGUUCUUGAUGACCUAUUAUAUGCAGUAGGAGGCCAUGAUGGGUCCUCUUAUCUUAAUAGUGUUGAAAGAUAUGACCCCAAGACAAACCAGUGGAGCAGUGACGUGGCCCCGACAAGUACCUGCAGGACAAGUGUUGGCGUGGCAGUUCUGGGAGGCUUUCUCUAUGCUGUGGGUGGACAGGAUGGUGUGUCUUGCCUCAACAUUGUUGAGAGAUAUGAUCCAAAGGAGAACAAGUGGACUCGUGUGGCUUCUAUGAGCACUAGAAGAUUAGGCGUUGCUGUGGCUGUAUUAGGAGGAUUUUUAUAUGCUGUAGGUGGUUCUGAUGGGACAUCUCCACUCAAUACAGUGGAGAGAUACAAUCCUCAGGAAAACAGAUGGCAUACUAUAGCCCCUAUGGGGACCCGGAGGAAACACCUGGGCUGUGCAGUGUAUCAGGACAUGAUCUAUGCCGUAGGAGGCAGAGAUGACACUACAGAGCUUAGCAGUGCUGAGAGAUACAACCCCAGGACCAACCAGUGGUCUCCAGUGGUGGCUAUGACAUCACGCCGAAGUGGAGUGGGCCUGGCGGUGGUGAAUGGACAACUCAUGGCAGUAGGAGGUUUUGAUGGCACAACAUACUUGAAGACCAUUGAAGUUUUUGAUCCUGAUGCCAAUACAUGGAGGUUAUAUGGCGGGAUGAAUUAUCGUCGACUAGGGGGUGGCGUCGGAGUUAUUAAAAUGACACAUUGUGAGUCCCACAUAUGGUAAACAUCAAGUCGGUCAUGCUUAUGCACCUGUAUUCUGGAGAGUCUUGACUUUGGAGCUUUGUACAUUUCAAGAAAACAUUACAAUUUUACUCUUUGCCGGUGCCUCAACAUAUGGAAAUACAAAUCCAAUGAAACUACUUCACCUGCAAGAUGCCACCUUUGCACAAUAAUUUUCAGCUCUGAAGAAUAUUUAUUUUUUAUUUUAACUUAUCAUGUACUUUUUUUGUACUUAACCUUCUUCCUAC